GGCAAACGAGGCACGAGGGUCACCAAGGAUUUCAUUCAAAACGAGUCGACCCGGCCAGGAUGAAGUCAGUUUUUCGUCGUCCUCGGUAAAGCGAACAACGCGCGGCACCAAACGCGAGGCAACACCCGGGUGGGAACCAGACCUUUUCCGAAUCGAAAGCGCGGAACACGGGAACACAGUCGGUCCUCGCCAGCGCCAGAGGCUUUUAGUGUGGUGUAGUUCGUGUGUUAGUGACGGCGUGGCCAACAGAGCGAGGUCGUGCGUUUUGUGGAGCAGGCAUCCGUCACCAGCUGUUUGGGGCGGUGGGAAGGUCAAGUGCAGGUUCGGGGUGGGAACUUCCCGUUUGAUUUUUGGUGAUAAUUGAAGAUAGAACCCUGCAGCAGCUCCAUACCGGAUCACCACAGGAAGUGUGCCAGUAGGCCUCCAAGGACGCAGUAGGAAGCAGAACAGAGAUAAAAAGCCUGUCCGGAGAAACGCUAAUAAUAACCGUGUCCAGCGGAAUCAAUCAAUUAUCGCACGGUCGUUCGAUCGCCGCGAUUGCUGGUCGGGUUUUGGUGGUCGCUUUGCUCAACCCUCCCAGCAAUUCAGGCACUUGUUUCGCUGCCUGUUUCGCGUUCAGUUUUUUUGCCCUACAACCCUCACCGUUGUUGUUGUUGUUGCGUGAAUUGAUCUGAGAGUGCUUUCGGCUCGGUGUGGAAAUAGAUAAAACCUAAUCCGGUUACAGGUCACUGAAAGCUGUUUGGGUGGAAAUCGGAAAAAGAAAUCACCAGAAAUCGGAAGCGAACGUGAGUGAGCGAGCGUGUGUGAAGAAGAAAGCGGGGGGGUGGAAAACUCCCAACGCCCCCUAUCAACAUCGGGCUCGGAGUUGGGGUGGUGUAGCGCGCGCGUGUGGUCAGGCAACGCCAGCCGGGUGGGAUGAGUUUGUUAUGCUAUGGUGUGUUCUGCGAGUGUCAUUGUUGAUGUUGUGGUCGCCUUUGUGCUAUGCUUAAGUACCUGAAAAGUUGAGGCAAUCUGCUCCUGCUCCUGCUGCUCGGGAAAACAGCAAGAUCAACCGUUAUCGAUCGUGACCAUCGGAGACGGACUACAUCACGUUCUAACUGGGUGCCGAACAACCGAAGCUAGGGGCCACUAGACCCGGGGGCGACUCUACAUCCAUAAAGUUGUCCGUGUGUGUGCGGCCGGUGCGUGCGUGUGUGUGCGCCCAUUUUUCUCGUGCUAGUGUGGAAGAAAAAACUCGCCAAGACGUGGGCCGAAAUCAAGAAAGGUCUCCAAUCGCUGUGGAUGACUACGCUUUGCAGCCCUUGGAACCAAGGUCAGCGGGACGAGUAUCCUUCAAAGGCGUUGGCGAACUUUCUGUACUCGUCGAACUUUAGCACCAAAGAGAUGGAUGAUAUACUGGUUGAGGAAUGCAAUAAUAGGAACACCGUCUAUGUGCUGAAUUCCAGCUACCGAUACGGGAACAUGGACAUGAUAGAGCUGUUCGGUACGCCGGCCGGACGCGCGUUGACGGUGAAUAAUAAAACUGCAGCCGAGCUGCGACACGGUCGCCGGUCUGCCGCGGCUAGCGGAAGCACCAGCACCAUCAGCAGUACGACCGAUCCCCAGCUGUGUCCGAGCACGAUCGGUGGUGGUUUGCUGGCCGGUAGCAUCAGCUCGACCAACAUCAGCAGCAUCCGGAUCAGUGGGCACGAUGCCAUCAGCACUGCCGGCCAGCAUCACUUCAUCGAGUCGAGCGAGUUCAUUAGAUUUGCCUCGAGCAAGGGUCCAUCCGCCACGCCACCUGCCAACUCAUCCACCAUCGCCUUUCGAAACAAAUGUAGCAGUAAACCGAUGGCCGACGGUAACGGCACACACCACGACCAACCGACCAGGCGGAACAAUUUGAAAAUGGCCAAAUUUUGGAAGCUGUUUGACGAGGACCGGUUACGGAAGGCUACCAGCACGGAACGGAUAGGCGAUAAGCUUCGGCAAAGUCGAUGGAUUGCAGCAACAGCGCCAUCGCUCGAGCGCCCGGAAACGGUUGACAAAUCUGCGAAUGAUUUGUACAGCGAGGCGGCCCAGCUGCUAGGCAUCAAGUGUUCCCUGACCGACAGCUGUCGGUGCAUAGAUUGUCAGAGCCAAUACUUCGAUUGUGAUGACGAUGUGGACGCAUACUCCGAAUAUUCCGACAAAUCGUACGACCUGGAGGACAAUCUGUUCACGAAUCGAUCAUAUUAUAAUGAUCUCUCGACGGUCCAGCCGACGCCGACGGUGCCAGCAGCAGAUACCUUCGGCAGUGCCGGUGUGCUUGCCGCAAUCAAUGACCGUUUGAAUCGGAACCGGCCCACACACAAUCGGUCCUGGGUUGCGGACCGGCCGGCGGGCGAGGUGCCAGCGGAUGAUGUUGUCAAUGGUAAUGAAUGCCAACAUUAUUUGCAUAGCACCCACAAUCCGUCUUCAUUGAAUUUAUCAUUGGAUGAGGGACAGCGACCACCGGCCAACGAAUACCGCUCUCAAUUGCCAAUUGAUACGUCCGAAAGCGAGCACCGGACGCACGAUGGCGAGCCAGCACCACCACCGGAAGCCGUACCGUCCGAUGAGGAGUGGCCCGGCACGAAGGUUGCAUGAGACAGGACUUUGGCCGUUGAAGCCACCGAAGACGCUGGAGGAACUUUUUCGGCCACCAUAAAGGAGGAAGAAAGCAUCGUGCUGGUGACGGUGGAUGGUUUCAGCUGUACCGAUGCGCCCGGGACGCAGUGCGCCUGUUCGGGCUGCUAGCAUUUUCGAUUCGUUCUGUUUCUCUACACGUCGCCCGAUAGCUACUGAUAGCAAUACUUUGUGCUGGGAAGGUAAGGUGACUAAAUUAGUCUUAUGGGGAGGUGUCGUGGGGCGUUGAUUAAUUUUUUAAAGCUGUGAUUAGCAACGUUGCAAGCAUGAUUGGAAGAUAGCAAAAGAAGCCAGCGAAAUGUAUGCUUUGUUUGACUGCAAUUUAGAGUUGACUCACAUUUUGCUACGACUGGAGAGAGCAGAUUUUGUUGGUAUGAAAGCAAUGAUCGCAUACAUAUAUUUACUAUUGGAUGUUUUCAACUCGAUAUACGUAAAUAUAGUGUCCAAAACUGGCAGCCCUGCACAUUUCGGCAAUUUUAACCGUUAGGCCUGUUGUCUUAAAAGCCUUAAACGACAAAGAAAUUCAGACUCGUAGAGCAUGUUGCGCCGUAAAUGAUUUUUUUUCCGAUGUUCUUUUCCCCUCACCUUUCACAACCUACAACAACUACAAUAACGAACAAAAACUCAAUCCACCGAACGAAACAAUAUCAUUUGUCUAACCCGCUAAACCCAAUAAUCACACAUGCACAAACAUCUAACGUGUUCAACGGUAAGGAUGAGUAACGAAGAGCGAAAGAAUUUACUGACAAAACCCCCCAAACGAAACUGUUAACUUUCCAUUACCAACGGACCAACACGGUUUGGUCAAGACCAAACCCUAACGUACAUGCAGCACACACUUAGCAUAAUGUUUAGACGAAUAGAGCGGCGGAAGGGUGGCGAACGGCUUGAAAGGGUUUGAUAAGCUUGGUUAAAUGACUUGUUAAGGCGCUAGCUCGCUCGCCCUAAGUAUUUACCGACAUCAAAUUAUAUUCCUCGUUGAAUAGGGCGCAGAUGGUAGACUUGAGAUGACGUAUUGUAAAAUGAAUACCACAAAACACAAAAUAUUUGCCAAAACCAACCAAAAAUCAAAAUAUACAAAAAAAAACCCUUAAACUUAACAAUUAAUGUGUAAAUGUCGGUGUCGUGCAGCGUAUUACACGCAAAAACAGCCAAACCUUGUUACAUUGUAUAUGCCUUUGUAUCUUGCAAAGAAACCGAAACGAAAUCAAAGCCAAGUUUAAAUCGGCGGCUCAUGCCAUUGACCUUUCUCCCCCAAAACAACAAACAUCCCAUUACCUUAGUGAGUGAAAUUCUAUUUAUUAUAUUUUACCGAACCUCUAAGAUUCAAGCGAAAACGUUGUUACUACUAACAUAGUGGCAGAUUAUUAUAAAGGCAGCAACCAAAGAGCAAGAUAUUUAAUGUACGCUAAGCUAGGCAAAGGAAUGAGCCAAAACCAAACUGAUGAGGUACGAAAAGAUGGAACCUCGUACCAUGUCGGCAAACGUCACAGGAACCGAGAGUUUUUUGUUGAAGAAGGUGACAAACAGAGCAAGGCGCAAGGUGGGAGUGAAAAGCUAAUAAGCGCGUAAGGUGAAGCUGUUGGUACUGAUGAUACUUUCAAUAAAAGUUUAAACUAUCCCUACAAUACUGUUCACAUUUUAA
Messenger RNA from Anopheles stephensi (Asian malaria mosquito), 4291 nucleotides. RefSeq lists its product as uncharacterized. NCBI's taxonomy places the organism in Eukaryota, Metazoa, Arthropoda, Insecta, Diptera, Culicidae. The record is from RefSeq and is a predicted model, not a curated record. The transcript is spliced from 7 exons. Bases 1282 to 2607 code for a protein of 441 amino acids.